Messenger RNA from Hibiscus syriacus, 1281 nucleotides. RefSeq lists its product as uncharacterized. The coding region runs from base 1 to 1281 and encodes 426 amino acids. The record is from RefSeq and is a predicted model, not a curated record. NCBI's taxonomy places the organism in Eukaryota, Viridiplantae, Streptophyta, Magnoliopsida, Malvales, Malvaceae. The transcript has 5 exons.
AUGGCCAUGAUGCGUGCAAACAUGGAGGAAGAUAAAGAAGCAACUAUGGCACGUUUUCUUGCAGGGUUGAAUUUUGAAAUUGCUAACGUUGUUGAGUUACAACAUUUUGUCAAGUUAGAUGACAUGGUGUAUAUGGCCAUCAAAAUUGAAAGACAACAGCAUAGAAAGUCUUCUUACCAAGGUAAUACUCCUUCUAAAGUUUCCUUUAAUCCAUCUGUUACUCCUAAUAAUGCUAGGAAGCAAGCACCAUUUAAUAUUAAGGAAAGAGCGGAAACGAGUAGUCCAAAACCUCUCAUUGUUGAAAAUGGACGUGGAAAGCAACAUAUACAAACAGAACGCACAAGAGACAUCCAAUGUUUCAAAUGCCUUGGUAGAGGGCAUGUUGCAAAGUCUGAAUCUGACAAUGAUGAGCAAGACACCCCCUUGGUGGACGAUGAUGAAGAUGAUGACCAAGUACAGACUUAUGCAACUGAAAAGCAAAUCACCUUAGCACCUUUGACACCCAGUCAAGUGCAAGAAGACCAAGUCCGAUUGAAAAAGAAUAGUGAAGAAGCAAAGGGGAAGAAAAAGAUAAAUGUGUAUGCAAGCAGAAAAGAGAUCAGGAAGUGUCUUUCCUCUCAACAAUCUUUACUCAUUUUAAUGUAUAAAGAGCAUUGUUUGUUGGUUGAAAUUCCCCCUGAUUUGCCUUUGUCUAUUGCAUCUCUUUUGCAAGAUUUUGAAGAUGUGUUUCCUCAAGAAAUUCCAGAUGGAUUACCACCAAUUAGUGGAAUUGAACAUCAAAUUGAUUUCAUCCCUGGAGCUACCAUUCCAAAUAGACCAGCCUACCGGAGUAAUCCUGAGGAAACGAAGGAGUUACAGAAACAAGUCAAAGAGCUGUUGAACAAAGGACACAUUCGAGAAAGUUUAAGUCUUUGUUCUGUACCAGUUUUGUUGGGACAAGCAGUUGAUCCAGAAAAGAUUAAGGCAAUUCAAGAAUGGCCAGAACCAGUCAACAUAAGUCAAGUUCGUAGCUUUCAUGGGUUAGCCAAACAAGAUGAAGCAUUUAAGGAACUCAAGGAUUAUUUGAAAAAGGCUCCCCUAUUAGCCUUGCCAAACUUUGAGAAGACAUUUGAAGUUGAAUGUGAAGCCUCCUGGAUUGGGAUUGGUGCUGUUUUGAGUCAAGAAGGAAAACCAAUCACUUACUUUAGCAAAAAGCUAAAUGGUACAACCUUUAAUUAUCCAGUAUAUGACAAAGAGAUGUAUGAACUCAAUCGAACAUUAGAGACUUGGCAGCACUACUGA